GAUUAUUAGUAAUAAAAGAAAAUAUAUAAAUUAAAAAAGAAAGUUUGGCAAUAUGUCAUUAGAAGAAUCUAUUAAAGAAACAUGUUCAAAUUUAACAAGUAUUCGUGCAACAGAAAGAAAAAAAAGUGCAGAAAAAUUAAAAGAUUUUCUCACAAGAAAUGCUGUACCUUCUUUAUUAACAGCGAACACUUUGAAGAGAUCUGGCUAUACAUGGAACCACGUUUUUGAUGAAAUUAAUGAUUAUAUUAUGAAGGAAACUGAAAAAUUUGAAACGGCAAAAAAUUUUCAAACUGUAACUGUACCUCUUUGCACAAGUCUAUUACAUUUGUGUGUGUCAGGUGCUAACAAAGGUCAUGCUUAUAUUAAAUGUGAAAAGAUUACCGAAGCUUGUUUAAACAUACUAAACAACAGCCGCUUGACGAGAGCUGUUGGAGAUGCCUAUUUGAACUUACUGUACAAACAUAUAUUCACAAAUGAUUAUUACCCGGGAUAUAUUUCACCAGCGACUUGGGAAAGUUUGCUGGAUGUUUGUUUAAUGGCAUGUAAUACAAACAAUUCACAAUUAGAUAAUUUAAUUAAAAUAAGAUUAUUGUUAUUUGUCAUUAAAACUGCAACCAGAUGUUGUCAGUUUGCUCAUACGUUGCGGGACGCAUUGUCCAAAGUGAAGAAAUGCUGCCUUACAAUGUUCAGUGAUAAAAAAGUUCAAGAGUUUGUAUUGGAAAUUGUUAUAUUGUUACUAGAAAAGCUAGCUUUAGAGAGUCGUGUAACGAUGUGCGAAUUCAGUGAAAUGAUUUUACCAAAGAUAUUUAAAUGUUAUGAACAUAGUAUGGAACAGAAAAAGAAGUCUCUCUUUUUUAAGCUGUUACAAACGGCAAUACUAAUCCAUCAUCCAUUAGGAAAAACGCAAAAUGUGAAUGGCUCACUAGCAUAUAACUGGAGUGUAUGGAACAAACAUUUGUUUAGUAUCAUGGAAAUUAUAUGUCUUGAAGUAAAUUUUAUUCAGAAGACCCGAAAAAAUAAUGACAGUUCAUUUAUACACUGUAAUUAUUUUUAUUAUACAGCAGCAUCAGUUUUCUAUCAGAUAUUUAACACGGCGGAGGAGGAUAAAGAAGAGGAAGCUGGGAAUUCUGCUAAAAAAAUAAAAUUAUCAUUCAACAAGAACAAGUCAUUUACCGAUCUAGUUGAGGAACUGCGACUGAACAAUGCUCCUUGGAUUGGAAUUAUAUUGAUGUAUGUAAAACAUUUCGAUUAUGCAAUUUCGAGUGACGAGUAUAUACAGCUGCUCAGCACUCUAGAGAGUAUAGUUUCAGGCAAUAGAGAUUUGAAUUGGGAGUGUUUCGAGGGUCUCACCUGUUUAGUGAUUAAGAACUUAAUAUCAAGUCCGGAAUACAAACAACAAGAUAAUUAUGAAGUGUAUCUCACUUUGUGGAAUACUUGCAUAAGAAAUGCCACGGUAGCGAAUGCAGCACAUACCGUUAUGCACAAAAUUAUUCAAGUGAUUUUAAGUUUAGUGCCAUUGAAACAUCAACACGUACAGCCCCUGCUGAUGUUAUACCUCGAGAAGGGGAUGCCGGUGAACGAUUAUACCUUGAAGACGUUAAAUAUUUGUUUUCAUAAAUUUUAUAGAAAAUGUUGUAAUCUAGAUGUAAGAAAAAAAUGCUUUACAUGGCUCACUUAUGAAGACAUAGCGACCCUUGAUAGUGGAAUUCUUAAAGAAUUUUUAAUAAGGCUUAUAUGUAAUGAAAAUUUACCAGUGAAACAGAUUUGUGAUAACGAAACAGAGUUUGAUAUUUACGACUGUAUAUUUAUGAAUAUAGAAAAGGGUAUAUUAUAUAGUGAAUUUGAAUAUGACGUCACAAAAUCUCCUGAAGUUACUGUGACAGAUGCAAAAGAAAAUUUUGAAAUAAACUAUGAAGUCUACAAUAUGAUACUUGUUUAUUUAGAACAGGUUUUGUCAAAGAUUAUUCAAAAACUUAUAAAUGGUGAUGUAAAAUGUAUGGAGUUUGUGAAACACGUGAAUCUGAUGAUCGCUUUCACUGACUCGUUGUUAAAUCACAAUUUGAAGACAAUUAGUGAAAUCGAAAACAUGUCACUGUAUUCAAUAUUCAAAAAUGCCUUGAUACAUAUGUACGCAGCUUUGGCACAGACAUUGAAAUCUGAAGCACAGAUACGAGACAAAGUCAUGCUAUUGAAAUACGUUCAGGAUAUUUUGCAAAAAGAUUACAAUCCAUUAAUAAAUAAGGAAAUACGUAAACAUAUAGAGGAAGAGUGUUUUCAUAUAAUUAAUGAUGUUGUAAAGAAAGAUAUAGCCUCUGAAGACGGCGACUCGUAUUACGAGUGUGACGUAGAAUAUUCUGCGAUUGGUUUGAAACAGAACUGUGUGUACUUACUAGCGACAUACUGCAGAAAGCAGAGUACCUACACUGAUGAUAUAGCCAAGUUCAUUCUCGAUCGAGACUUGUAUAAUUUUACGUCUAACUUUGAAAUUGAUUGCGCCCUCCGAUGUAUUCAGAUACUUAAUGACGUCACAGUUGAACGUCGGCCUUUAGAUUUAAUAUUUAGUUUAAUGCAGGAUAUGUGUAAAGAUUUAUUCAGAAAUCCUAAAGCGACACGCGGUUUGCUUCGGACACUUGAUUGUAUGCUUGAACAGAUUUGGUCGCACAACGACGAUAUGAUACGACAGAAUUGUCUCAUCAUGAUAAAAGGAUAUCUUCAUAGAUGUAUGAAAAUGCCGCCCGAUGUUGCUGCUAUAGUGUACAAAUGUGUGGCGAAAAUACUGAAUUUCAAUAACAACAUAAAUGUCGAUCUGCAAAAUUCUUUUAAACAGGCUUUAAAUGAAAAAAUAAUUGGAAACAAUCACUGUAUUCGGUUGUACUGCUGCCAUCUCUUAACACUAACAGCUGGAAAAAUUCAUGACCAAGAUAUACAAAGUUUGGCAGACAAUUUAAUGGACAUAUUCGUGAUAAAUAUAUCAGACAAUAACGACUCUGUCUUAAAUGAUGAAUCAUUGAACAGAACGAUAACAGUUCUACGGUGUUUCUAUGUUCUGGCGACGACAAACAAGUCAUAUGUACACGAUAUUAUAAUUAAAAUACUUUUAUUUCAAAAUGAAAAAGUAAUGGAUAAAAAUAUGGUGAAAAAAAUGUUGAAUUUGCUGACUCAAAAAGUUACAUCCAGUGAAAUCGACGUGUACAUGAAUGUAAACAUCUUGCGCGUGUUGCAUUGCUGGUGUAAGAGAAAUAAAAGAUUUGAUACUUUACCAUUGUAUUUAUUCGGUUUGGAUAAAUUCGAUGAUUUUAUUGUGAAACAUGUGAAAUGGCUCGUUUCUACUGAUAUAUUGUGGCAACAUAACGGCGUAGUGGGAAAUAGCGACGUUUUUGAACAGUUGAAGAUUCGAAGUAAAAAAACAGACGAAGAUAUGAUUGAGAUGUGCUUCUGCAACAUAAUUUUAUUAUGCUUACCUCAUAUAGUUAUCGAUAAGUAUAAGCUGGUAAAUGAAAAGCAUUUUAGUAUUAAAACGACGGAGCAUGCAAAUAUAAUGUUUCAUUCGACGAGACACAUUUUGAAAAAUGAGAGGUGGAGCAAUCUCUUCGUCGAAAAUUUGGGAGAGCUCCUGCUUUUAAUUGUAAUGCAUAUAAGCGAUCACGACGGUGCCGCCGAACUAUUUCAAGUGCAUUUUGUAUGUAAACCUGAUACCUAUACAUACUCUAAGCGUGUAUUUUCCGCAAUACUCAAAUUUUUUGGGGAACUAAUAGAUGGAAACAUUAUGCAAUAUUUAUGCGAGAAUCAGCCACUAGUCAUCCUUAAUAUUCUAUUUAAACUUUGGGAUAAUGUGUUGCGUGAGAAAGUUUUCGACUUUAAAGUACUGAUUUUUCACGCGUACCUGUCAUUUGUUGACCAUAUACCUUUAGGCUAUACGUCCGAUGCAAUAUUGUGCAACUUUUUAUGUACGAGCGUCGCCCAUGCUAUCAAAGAUUCACAUAGUGAGGAUGAAGUUAAAAUAUUUGUCAAAGGACUUAAAAUUAUAAUUGUAAAAAUGUUAACUCGGACACCAAUAAAUGUUGAAAACAUCCAACGAUCAACAUUGUCUAAAAUUGUCUCAAUUUUGAACAUAAAAUUCUAUAAGGGUUACACUGAAUGUAAGUCUUUACUGGAUUACAUAACGACAGACUUGAAAGAUACAUUAACCGAAAGCGUGGAUAUUGUUGAUUACAUAAACUUGAUGUCUGAUGGGGUCGAAGUGGCUACGAAAACUUCGAAACGUAUGUUCUUGAAUGAACUCGAAACAUAUACGUUGAGUUUAUCAAAUGCAAGCCAGAGUUCGUUGUAUAAAAUGAGUCAAUUUUUAAAGCGCAAUAAACGAUUUAUAAAAGACUUAUACACAGAUUUAAACGUCAAAGGAUUUUCGGAAGAUUGCGAAACGAGUUUAUUACACAAAAUCAUUUAUGCUUUGACCAAUGUGCUAAAAAGUGAAACUGAUGAAAAGAUAAUCGUAGAAGCAUGUAAUUGCUUAGCUGAAGUUGGCGCUUACGACAUGAAAACUCUCGUGACUGUGCCGCCUGCGGAUACUACGAGAGUGAGGGAUUUAAAUCCUAAGCAGUAUAUCGCUAUUUUAGUAUUGAGAUCUCUAUCCGAGCAACUAUUUGAUGAAGAUCCGACGGUUAGCAAUAAAGUGACAAAAGCCCUAAACCGUCUCUUGAAGUUUCGCGAUGGUAAAGCGGCUUUAGAUAUGGUGACUAUCGACACGGCAAUAUUGAAAUCCCUAGUGUCGACUGAUUGCGAAGUUCAUGCCGAAUAUAAAAUCGAUAAUAAUAAGUUUGAUAAAUACAAUGCUAUUGAAUAUUGGAUACCUCUCAAGGAUGAAAGGCACACGCAAUGGAUCACUCGGAUAACCUUGGCCUUGUUGGAUACAAUUGCAUCCUCUACCAAUUACAUCAAUUCUCUCAGUGCAGUUUGUGCAGUCAAGCCUGAAGUUUGCCGAAAAGUCAUGCCAGCUAUAUUCGGCUUGAUACUUUAUUGUUCGACGGAAAUACAUGCGAAUGUUUACACAGAACAAUUGAAUCAAGUUUUCAAAUACAUAUGGGAUUUGAGUUAUGAUGCCAAUGUAGACAGCAGUACAGCCGGUAGUGUUCACAAAAAGUCGACUAAAUUGGACAAUGAUCUCAAGAUUAUCGUUCAUUAUUUAUUAGACGUUGUAAAUUUUGUACGUAUACAAAGGAAUCAGUACAAAAAAAGCGGGCGAGCGCGCGGCGCGGGCGCGGCGCCGGGCCUGCAGCUGGACUGCGUGCGCGCGGCGGCGGCGGCGGCGCGGGCGGGCCGCCACUGGGCCGCGCUCUACUACGGCGAGCUGGGCGCCGCCGGCGAGCUCGACCUCGUCCGCAGAAUAUUUAGAGAAUGCUACGUUUCGAUUGGAGAAAUGGAUGCCAUAGACGGAUGCGGUAUCGGUCACCUGACGAGUGACCAGGAGAAACGCAAGCACCUGAUGAACACGGGUCAGUUCUCGGACGCGCUGGUGCUGCACGACAUAGCGCUGUCUCGCUCGCGCACGCGCCACUUGGCACACGGUGCCGUGACGGCGCUGCAUCGCUCGGGCAUGCAUCACCUCGCCUUGCAGUACAUUCAAUCUUAUCCUGAGGACGAUACUCUCGACGAUAUCAAGUACGAUUGUCUCUCUUAUCUGGGAGAUUGGAGUGACUUUGUUGAUACCGCUGAACUGGAAGAAAAAUCGAAAGAGGGCAAUUGUAUUCAAGAUUCAAUUAUAAAAGCUAUGCGAUAUUCGUGUCUUAAAGACUGCCUUAAUUUGCAGACUACCGCCGAAGUCAGUAAUAAACUUCAGUUACCACUAAAUAGAGCAAAAUUAGCAGUAGCGAGACUCUGCCAGAGUCUGAACAUGGAGAACUGUCAAAAUGUUUACAAAAUUGUUGCAAAUUUACACUUAUUCCGCGAUAUCGAGACUUAUUUUUCAGUAAGAUGUGAUAAAAAACUAGUAUCGGAACUCGUCGACGAGUGGAAAGUCGACAAUAUUCCUAUUUUUAAUGAUUUCAAACAUUUGGAAGCAAUUAUAUCUCAAAGAAGCUUGAUACUUGAACAUAUUGCACAAGCCGACUCAAUAAACUUUUCGAAUAUUAAUGAGCUACAGCUGCAAUAUGCUGAAUUGGGGCUAUCGAAUAAUAGAAUACAGAUGGCACAGCGUCUCGUAGCAACAGUGAAGAACCUCGAGGAGUCAAAGCGGGUCGUCCUUUUAGAGAGUCAAAUAUCUUGGGCUAAGGGCCAUACCGAUAUAGCUCUAUCGUUGCUUCACAGUAUUGUGGCACAAGAAUCCGAUGACCUUAAACUUUCUGCAAUGUCCUUAAGGCAAUAUGGCCUUUGGAUGGCAGAGUCUAAACGUGACACUGGGCGCGAUAUUAUACACAAAUAUUUGGAAGAGAGUCUUAAGACUCUAAGCGGCAACGAUGACGUCGACACACGCUUAAAAGUUUACUAUGAUAUCGCGAAAUUUGCUGACGCUGAAUAUAAACAGGUCGUUUCAUACAUGAACUCUUCGGUGUUCGAAAAUAAAAUAAAAUGUAUUGAGAGUAUGAAAGGCAAUGCAGCGUCGUUGAAGUUCUCCCAGCAAACUCUUGCUAGAAAGAAUGAAAGCACCGAAGAGAAAGCGGUUAUUCGAGCAAAAUACCGCGUCAAUAACGUUUUUGGAGAACUGGACGAAGCAGAAAUCGCUAAUACAAAAGCUGAAAAAGAAAGCUUUUUACAAUUAGCUAUGAGAUAUUAUCUUCUGGCUUUAAAACAGUGCGAUGACAACAAUCUGUCCGUGUUUCGGGUUAUUUCGCUCUGGCUGGAUAACCCCGGUAUCAACUUCGACGACGAGGAACAUGGCAGCUUCGGAAGACUGCUUCAUGCGAUACCCUCCUGGAAGUUCAUUAGUGUCCUACCACAGCUAGCCCCACGGAUCUCCAAUGAAAAUUCUGUCUUCGCCGAACAUCUGCGACAAAUUAUGAAGAGGUGCGCGAUCGACCAUCCCCACCACACGCUCCCGCUGCUGUUCAGCCUGAAGAACUCCGACAAGGACGUGUGCGGCGAGGCGGGCGAGGCGGGCGAGGCGCGCGAGGCGCGCGAGGCGGGCGAGGCGGGCGAGGCGCGCGAGGCGGGCGAGGCGGGCGAGGCGCGCGCGCGGGCGGCCGGCGCGCUGGUGCGCCAGCUGGCGGGGCUGCGGCCGCUGGCGCGCGUCGUCGCGCAGACGGACGACCUCUGCGACGCUAUGAUUAGUUUCGCUUAUUGCGUACCGGUGUCUAAGGACUUAAAACCGCAAGCUGUUCCAAAAAUGGAAGCUAUCUCCAAACUGCGUGAUCUGAACGCUAUUCCUAUCCCCACCGAUACCAUUCCUAUUCGAAAAGACUGCGACUACUCGCGUUUGAAUUCAAUCAUAUCGUUUGAGAAUGUUUUCGAACUAGUUGGAGGAAUUAAUUACCCUAAAAAGAUUUCUUGUUUAAGUUCUGACGGCAAAAAGAGGAUUCUUCUAAUAAAGGGCAAGGACGAUUUACGACAAGAUGCAGUUAUGCAGCAAGUAUUUAACAUAGUUAACACGUUACUCGAAAAAAGUCCUGUCACAAAACGAAACAAACUUUUAAUACGGACAUAUAAGGUGGUGCCCAUGUCGAAACGAUCAGGAGUGUUGCAGUGGUGCGAGGGGACGAUACCUAUGGGAGCUUAUUUGGUCAACGCACAUAUAAAAUACCGCCCUCAAGAUAUAACACCAUCGGCUGCUCGCACGAAACUUAAGGAUUGUCAAGAACAAAGAAAGUCCAAUAAAUAUAAAUUGCAUGUUUUCAAAGAGAUAUUGAAGGAGUUCAAACCAGUUUUUCAUAACUUCUUUACUGAAUACUAUCUGGAUCCUGUUACUUGGUACGAACGCCGACUUGCAUACACUAGAAGUGUGGCUACAUCCUCUAUGGUUGGAUAUAUAAUGGGACUGGGUGAUAGACAUGUACAAAAUAUUUUAAUUGACACGACAACGGCUGAAUUAAUUCAUAUUGAUUUUGGCAUUGCAUUCGAUCAAGGUAGAACGUUGCCAACACCAGAAACUGUGCCAUUCCGUUUGACACAAGACAUAGUUGCCGGUUUUGGAUCAAGUGGCGUUGAGGGUAUUUUUAGAAGGUGUUGUGAAAAAACUCUACAAUUACUGCGAGAUAAUCAGGAAACGCUACUUACUAUAUUGGAGGUUUUGCUGUGUGAUCCUUUAUAUCUAUGGAUUAUUCCAUCAACUCCAGACGCCAAGUCAACCCCACCGAGCGGCGCGGGGCUGGCGGCGCGCGCGCUGCUGGCCGUGAGCUGCAAGCUGUGCGGCGCGGAGGGCGGCGCGGCGGGCGGCGCGCCGGGCGGCGUGUCGGUGGCGGGACACGUGGCGCGCCUGCUGCGCUGCGCCGCCGACCCCGCCAACCUGUGCCAGCUGUUCCACGGCUGGCAGCCCUAUCUGUAACCGCUGCCAUCUCUGUGUCCUCGUGAACAUAUUAUUAAUACUUUCAUUUUGUAUUGAAUAUUUUUAUCAUUAUUAUACUGUAACCAUUUUAUGUUUGACAUAUUUGAUUUUAUAAGUACUAGCCAUUCUCUUUAUUUUUAUAUUAUUACUAAACGGUAAAAAGUAGUUAAAAAUCUAUUUAUAUUUAAUUAAUAGUAAAUAUAAAGUUUAUUAUUAAAAGCAAACUGCAUGUUGGUGUGUAUUUUUGGUUAACCAUAAAAGCAUAUUUUUAGCAUGCUUCUCAUGAAAAAAUAACUUAGAUUGGAGUUAUUCCACGCGAUCGUUUUUAAAUUAUAAUUCAAAGUUGAAUGUGGAGUUUACACACGUUCACUUAGUACAUGAUAAAUGUAAAACCUUUGCCAAACUACACGUUACAUAAAUAUAUAUAUAUGUGCAGAUCAAUGCAUCUUUUUAAUAACAAUAAAAGAUUAAUAAAUGACAAAUAAAUCUUUCUUUGUUCC
Messenger RNA from Nymphalis io (European peacock), 8973 nucleotides. RefSeq names its product serine-protein kinase ATM (gene tefu). NCBI's taxonomy places the organism in Eukaryota, Metazoa, Arthropoda, Insecta, Lepidoptera, Nymphalidae. Gene Ontology annotation, biological process: DNA repair. The record is from RefSeq and is a predicted model, not a curated record. The transcript is spliced from 35 exons. Gene Ontology annotation, molecular function: protein serine/threonine kinase activity; protein binding. The coding region runs from base 53 to 8473 and encodes 2806 amino acids.